GUCUUGUUGGCUUGCGCUGUUUAGUUUGGCGCCAGCGUUUUCGCGGGGAGCUUUUGAGUAAAAAAAAUUAAGAGCACAAAAUAAAACAGUAUGUUCACGAUCAGUUUUUAGGUAUUAGGCAAUCGUAUUUUAAUCUUGUAGUUUUCGUGUUCGUUAUAGUAAUGUUAAGAUAAGAAAGUACUUCUUCUUUAUGACGAACAACGUUGUUAUCCCAGACUGACUGCACUUUCGUAAGUAAAGGCUCUGUGUUUGAAGAUGAUGGCUACUGUUCUCUCUUCAAGUUCUAGCAUGUUGCCUCUCCUGGAGACCCUGGAGGAUUCCACUGUAUCCCUGACUGAGCAGACUGAUGCCUACCUCACUAUUGCAAAGCGUCUGAGUGGGGAGGAUGGAAGACAGUUUAUCCCUGUAGUUGGAAAGCACUUUACACGUCUCUGUAAAGCUUUUAAGGGGCACAUUUCGAGCCAGAAUUCUGAACUCUGCCAGGCAGCACUUCAAGCAUUGGGUUUCACUGUUUUCCACAGCAGCAUUGUGUCUGGGUUACCAGCAAGUUAUGUGGAAGAGCUGAUUUUGGCUCUCAACUCCCUUGCUGUUAAAUCCUGCGACAAGAAUACUUGCACCCGGGCACUUUGGGUGAUUGCUAAACAGAACUUCCCAGCUGAAGCAGUUGGGAAGAAGGUACCAGAUAUUCUAAAAACGUUAGAGACUGUACAUGCCAGGCAAGAUGUGCAGUCGAUGGUGAUGGAGCACGAAGCACUAAAUGUUGUUAUGAGGCUGUUGGAGCAGACUCCAGCUCAGAUGGGGGAGGGUGCAGUCACAUGGGCUAAGCUUGUGAUUCCAUUGGUGGUUCACUCCGCCCCCAAGGUGCGAUUACGGGCAGCAGCAGCUCUGGAGCUGGGUAUGCCCCUUCUGAUCGAGAAGCAACAGGAGGUGGCAGCCAUCACAGAGGCCCUCAUGUCUUCGAAACUGAUACCAGAACUACAGAAGCUGUUUUCAUCCAAGAAUGAGACUAAUGUGCUGAAACUGUGGCCCCUGUUUGUGAGGUUACUGGGAAAGACCCUGCACCGUGGAGGAACUUUCAUUAACUCGCUGUUGCAUUUGGAAGAGCUGGGUUUCCGCAGCAGUUCUCCAGUAGUGAAGAAAAUCGCCUUCAUCGCCUGGAAAAGCUUGAUUGAUAACUUUGCAUUGAAUCCAGAUAUCCUUUGUAGUACCAAACGUCUGAAAUUACUGAUGCAGCCUCUCGCCUCAAUCCAAGUGAGAACUGAAGUGCUGCUGCUGACUAAACUGGAGGUCUGGUGGUACUUGGCAGUGAAACUUGGUCCGCAUUUCACUGCUAAUUUUGAACAGGUGGGGAUUCCUUUGGUCCAAAGCACAAUGAUCACAGAUUCUCCUGCGAUAUCUCUGGGGACUCCUGCAAGAACAAUGGCAAACCAGUCCAUCAGCGCUGCUCAGACUACCCCCAAAACUGGCCCUAAUGCUUUUGCAAGCCCUGCUUCGACUCCUCGGCUCAGUCUGAACAGCAGCGUGCAUGCAUCAGCAGUGUACCCAUCCAUUCAGCUGCUGGGGCUGGAGAUGCUGCUUCACUUUCUCUUGGGCCCGGACAUCACCGCUGCUGCUGCACAGAACAAGCUCCAGCUCAGUCUGGAACCACUUGCAAAUCCACUAAUCACCAGCCCUUCAUUUUUCUGCAAGCAUGCUGGAGUUCUCAUAAACUCAGUGCGAGACGGGCUCAUUACUGUAGGCAAAGAAGCUGCAGAUGCCACACUUAACCUUAUCUGGAAGAAUCUAAUUGGCUUUGUGACCGCAGCAAUAGAAACAGGCAAUAAAAAGGAGCGGCAGGGCUCGGAGGUUUUGACCCUGUUCUUGCAAGCUUUACACACCAUAGUAACUUCAGAAGCACUUCCUGCACAUCGAGCAUUGAUUCUCCUUGAAGCCACUGUGAAGGGAAUCCCUCCAAAAAUACUGGGUUCCCCAGCUUACCAGGUAGCCAAUAUGGAUGUUUUAAAUGGAACUCCUGCACUAUUCUUGAUGCUCUUGUUCUAUCACAGUAGCUUGUUGGAAUCCUUUGUUACUGAGGAGAGGUUUUUCGUAAGUGUGGAGACACUAGUUGGCUGUGGUCUGUCUGGUCCCACGUCUCCGCUGGCGUACAGCGAGUCCAUUCUGAACGUUAUCAAUCAGAGGGCCACCCUGGUGGUGAACAAGGAGCACCUCUGGAGAAUGUGGAGCAUCGUAGUUAACCCUUUAACAGAAAGGAUCACACAUACAAAUGAAGUCAAUCAAGGAGAUGCCUUAGAACAUAACUUCACUGCUGUGCACAGUGCUCUGAUGCUGCCCAUAACUCACCUCCUCACAGUAAAGGGAUUCCCACAGGGCACGAUGAAGCCUCUGUUGCGCACCUGGGCAGAGCUCUACAGGGUGUUUGCACGCUGCGCUGCUCUGGUGGCUACAGCUGAAGAGAACGUCUGCUGUGAGGAGCUGUGUGUUAAAAUGACACCAGUCCUGGGAAACGAUGCUCUGUCGCAUCCGUUGACAUUGGAAGCAGUUGUUAACGUUCUAACCGUCAUUAUUGAGUGCGUCAACUUUUCACCUUACACUCCCAGGUUUCAACAAAUUAUAAAUUCUCCACAUACACCUUCUAGCUGGAUGCGAAAGAAGAAUAAGCCCCUGGGAAACCUGACCUCUUACAUGAAGCUCCUGGUGCAGACUGUGGACUCGUUCCACUCGCAGGGUGAUUCAGAGCCCCUGACUGACACACCUGCCUCUUCCAUGGUUUUAGUGGGGACUUCCAUCAUCAACAUUCUGUCAAUGCUUUUCAGCAACCUGUCGCUGGCCACUGCCAUCGGAGAAUCCCUUUCAAGCCUCACCAGACCCAUAUCCACGUUUUACCAAAGAACGGCAAAGCCCCAAGCUGAUGUGCCAAAGGUCUAUGCAAUUCUUGCACACAAGCUGGAAAAACUAUUGGGAGAGAUUCUAACCUGCUUGCAGUCUCGAUAUGCGACCGCCUAUGAUGAUGAACUGUUGGAACAGCUGGCGCCGUUGCUGAGUGUUCUUUUCCUUCAUAAGAACAAGCAGUUCCGGAACCAGAUAGCUCAAUUUUGGAAUGCCACAUUUGCAAAGGCUGCAACAUUGAACUACCCACAGGAACUCAAGCCUGUUCUGAACCAGGUAAAGCAGAAACUUCUCAUUAUACUGCCUGGUUUUGAAGCUGUUGAGGUGGCUGUUGAUGAGUCCAAUGGACCUUACUCUGAUAAUAGUGAGUGUUCCCAGUUGGACACAAAGAUCAGUGGCUUGGAAGUGAAGUCUGCAGGAAAAAGGGAUUCCUUGCUUUCCAGAGCGGACGAGCUAAAGGAAAAGCAUUCUGCACCAGUGGCGGUGAAACUGGACUUUGGCUCUCCCAAGCCUUCUCGUCGGGAACUUGUGUUGGACGAGGAGAAAUCUGUGGACUUUGUGUUUAUCCCCCCAGUGCCCAAGCAGAGAGUGCUAACUGAACACCAGAAGGAAGUUCUGAGGACAAAAAGGGUUGAUAUUCCUGCCAUGUAUAAUAACCUGGAUGCUUCUCAAGACGCCACCUUGUUUACACAGUACAGCCAGAGCCAGGAGGACUCUACGGAUAAACCAGCCCCAGAUGAGAAGACGGAAGAAGCCACUAACACACCAGAAGCCACUUUAGAAAAACAAGAUCAAGCUCCUGAAGAGAGAUCUGAGGACCAAGAUGAAAAGAUGGAGAAAGCCCCUGAUGCAGCGCAACCAGACACAGAGAUACAAAAUAACGAAGAAAACAAUGUGGGUUCCAAAAUGGAAACAGAGUCAGAUUCACCUAAUCCUGAAAUGGAUACCCCUGAAGACCUUGUUGAGACUUUAAAAGCUCCAGAUGUUUCAAAGGAGGAGCCCCCUGGGGUUGAGGAUGUUGCCAUGGAGACUGAGGACAGCAGUGUCAACGUUAGCAACAGUUCUACCUCUUCAGAUGUGGUGUCAGGGACUCCCCAGAAACCAUCAAGUCGGCGGCAGUCUUUUAUCACUUUGGAGAAGUUCACUUCUUUAGAUGGAAAUACCUUUAGUCCUGUUAGGCUCAACACAUUCAUGGGGUCAGAUAGCAAAGCCUUAAAGUCUGCUAGUCAGGAAGCUGUGGAGGUUGAACCAAAGGAGGCUGAAACGCCCCUGGAGAGAAGCCGAGACACUGCAGUAGACAAUACUAUUCCAAUGCCCGAAAAGCCUAAGCGUGGGCGUCCGAAAGGCCGUAAAAGUGGCAGCACCCCUGUAGUGGCAUCAAAACUUGAGAAAAGCUCAGAACAGUCAGUGGAAGAGAAGGAAACAAAGCCUAAAGUGGAAAAAAACGAUAUUAGUAAUAGUGACGGAGCAGAAGAGGACUGUAUCCCAGAUACACAGCCAGUGAAGCCUGACUCUUCUGAGUGUGUGAAUGUAGAGGAAGUAGAGAAACCCCAGGAAAACCUUGUGUCUGCAAAGGAGGAGACUGUUUCAUCUGUUGAGUCCAAGGAGAAUACGCCCCCUGGAGAGUUGGAAAACCAGGACAACGAAGGUCAAGCUUCUGAAAGUCAGUCUAGUCAGAACGAGCCUAGGCGUUCCUCGAGACGGUUUAGUCAACCAUCGCGCUCUUUGGAUUGCUCAGAAAGCCAAGAGAGUGAAGAGAAAGGAAAAAUUAAAAAGAGAGGCCCAAAAACUAUGGAGGAAAAAGCCAUUGAAAGAAAAGCUAGUCUAUAUAAUGUGGGCCAAGCCCAACAUCAGCAGGCAUCUUCUCCAGCUGCAAGUCAGACGGAUACUCAGUUACAGGGGGAAACCAGCAAGAGGAGCAAUAAAGCUCCAGGGCGAGAGGACAGGGUUACCAGGAGAAGUGUUUCCACCAUUGCAGUGGAGACUGCAUCUCCCUGUGAGGCAGAGGAAGGGAGCAAAGAAGCCUCACAAGGGCGUAGCAGGUACCAGACUCGGAGAUCUUCUCAGGGUCUGCUUUCCAGCAUCGAGAAUUCUGAGUCUGAUGGCUCAGAGACUCGUGAUGAUGGUCAGAAGACGAAAAAGAGUGGAAGAGGAAGGAAGCCUAGCAAAAUUGCAGACUCUUCAGACUUUAAAACUGAAGGCAAAUCCCAAGUGGUGGAAAGUGCAGCAGUAGCAGAUCAAAUGGAAAUUACUGAUGUGGAAAAUGCCAUUGAGCAAGCAGUGGCUGAGGAUGGCAGUACAGUGGUUUUACAAGUUCCAGAGACAAAGAACACAAAUGAGACCUCUGCAGUCCUCGAGCCUGCGGAUGUGUCUGGAAAUUUUAAGAAUGAGCAGAGUGUUUCUUUUGAUCAGGAAAACAAAACAUACAGUAUAAACAGAACUUUAGAUACAGAGUCUUGUUCAGAGCCCAUGCAGGAGAACAAGACUUGCAUGAUAAAAAGUGAAAUGUCCAGUAUGUCCGAGAGUAUGAUCACAGAGCCUAGUAUUGGGGACUUUUCCACGGCGCACUCAGAUGUCUUCAGUGCUUCUGCAAAGAGCGAAAAUCUGCAUUUCUGCUCUCACAGCAAGCGGGGACGUGGACGCAGGCGUUCCAAGGUCUGCAACCGCUGUGUGGCAGACCUUCAGCAGGAUAAAGACCUCUCUGGCGUGCAAGAUUCAGAAAAGCAAGUGUUAGACCCGAAAGAGCUUUUAUCUGGAAUGUCCUCUGGGGGCCAGCAGUUUGACGACAGUAUUUUUGACCCCAAUGCUAUGAGCACCCCACUGCUGUCCAAGGAUCCAGUGUUCUUUAGCACCUCUGUAAACCAGCUGGCUUCGGGAAAUGAGUUGGAAGAAGAGAAAACUACCAUCCUCGGAACUGUGACUUUAAUAGAGGGAGUUGAACAGGACACCUUAGUUGCUGCCACCAGUGAGCUCUCUGAGCAGACAGCAGUUGCCAUAAAAGAAACGCAGGUUGAAGGGCAGCAGGUUCUGGAAACAAAAGAGGUUCAAUCAGAAACUAAAGAACACCCAGAGCAAGAAUCUCCAACCAGUGAGGUAGAGGAAGAACAGCAGUUGGUGCCCCUUGAGGAAUGGACUGAGGAUCAGCAGCCCAUGCCAGAUCAGGAGAAGAAGCUUGAAGAAACUGUGCAACCACCAGAGAAGCAUCCUGACGAGGUGCAAGGGGUGGUGGAGGAGAUCUCUGAAGCCACCCAGCUAGAAGAUGAUGUCUUCCCUACUGGAGUAGUUGCUUCUUCACUUGGCCUGCCUGAAGAGUCUUUGGUGCUUAAACAAGCAGAUUCUGAAACAUUAAAUUUGGACUCUCCACCGAAGCAGAAGGGUUUUGAUGCAGCUUUUCUAAUGGAAAUUGGCCAGAGCCCCAGCGGCACAAAACCCCGUGGUGUGUGGUCCCCUACAGCUUCCCCUUCCACAAGCAUCCUGAAGAAAGGGUUGAAGAGGCCACUGGAGGAUGACUCUCCUUCACCUCUCCACAAGAACCGUCGAGUGUCCUUCGCCAACCCAAUCUAUCAGCAGGAACUGGCUGAUGACAUUGAUCGUCGUAGCCCAGUUGUAAGGCCAUCUUCAAAUGGCUCCCCUAGAUCCAAAGGCCAUAGUGCAUCAAUUACACAACAGAAGUUUGUUACCACUCCAAUCAAGGGCUUGUUGUGCCUGAGCCCCCGCAACCUCCAUAGCCCUGGAUUCAAAAGCUCCAAGAAAUGCUUGAUAUCGGAAAUGAGCAGAGAAUCAAAGCCUAUCCCCAAGGACUGUGUGUACCCUUCUCUAGUGGGUUGUUCGGUUCCCGUGGAGGCGAUUCUGCCACAGCUUACGUCCAGUAUGUGGGCGCGGGGAUUUGGCCAGCUUGUUCGAGCCAAGAAUGUAAAGACAGUUGGUGACCUGAGUGCUCUCACUGCUGCAGAGAUCAAAGCCCUCCCCAUUCGCUCUCCAAAACUACUCAACGUGAAAAAGGUGCUCAGAACGUAUCACGAACAACAGAGGAAGUUGCGUGGUGAUGACUACCUCAAAGGAUUUGAUGAAACGGAGAAAAUGACUUCUGAAACUGAGGACAAGGAGCCAGUCCUGAAUAUUGAGGAGGAGGAGGAGAAGCUAGCAGCUGAAUUUGUUGGUACGCCUGUUCCAGCUGCAGUUAUGAAGCCACCUUCUGACCUGCCCUCCGAUGUGGAAGCUCUUAACACUCGGUUCAGCUCUGAAGACCUUGGGAAGUACUCCGGCAGCCAGCUGUUCACAAUGCACCAGCAGAUGAGCGGCAUGUUGAACAAUAUUGUGAGCAAUCUGCACUCCCGCAUAAGUUCUCCAUCGCUGGAGAGCUCAGACUGACCUGUGGUCAAUCAAACAACUUCAGCGCAUCUCUUUUUUAAAUAAAACCAAUCCAAAAAUAGUGAGUUUUUAAUAAGACACUCGAAUUUUUUUUUUUUUUAAAUGGUGAACAUCUCCAGUUGAGCACUGUGCUUUGACUGAGUGACAUUAUGGGCUCAAGAAUCCAGUGGAUGAAGAAGGGAAUGCUACACCACCUUCCUCUUUUUAUAUAUUGUAUGGUUCAUGUUGUUGUUUUUGAAAUAAACGGGGAAUACGUUCCUAUUAGCUUU
Molecule: messenger RNA, 7526 nt
Organism: Acipenser ruthenus (sterlet)
Lineage: Eukaryota; Metazoa; Chordata; Actinopteri; Acipenseriformes; Acipenseridae
Product: telomere-associated protein RIF1-like
Exons: 36
Coding region: 256-7257 (2333 amino acids)
Biological process (GO): telomere maintenance
Cellular component (GO): nucleus
Source: RefSeq, a predicted model, not a curated record